AUGGGGAACAGCAAAAGUGGAGCCCUUUCUAAGGAGAUUUUGGAGGAACUUAAACUUAAUACCAAAUUCACCCAAGAUGAACUAUGUACUUGGUACCAGUCAUUUUUAAAAGAAUGUCCCAGUGGAAGGAUCUCAAAACAACAGUUUGAAAACAUUUAUGCAAAGUUUUUCCCAAAUGCUGACCCCAAAGAAUAUGCUCAUCAUGUUUUCAGGAGCUUUGAUGCCAAUAAUGACGGAACACUGGACUUUAAGGAAUACAUGAUUGCUCUUCACAUGACUUCAUCGGGUAAAGCUGACCAAAAACUGGAGUGGGCCUUUUGCUUGUAUGAUGUUGAUGGCAACGGAAAUAUCAGUAAGCCUGAAGUGCUGGAGAUCAUUAUGGCAAUAUUCAAAAUGAUUCCCACAGAAGACCAGAAGUCGCUGAAAGAAGAUGAAAAUACACCGGAGAAAAGAACUAAUAAAAUAUGGGAUUACUUUGGCAAAAAGGAUUGUGAUAAACUGACCGAGGGUGAAUUUAUUAACGGUAUCAUGAAUAAUAAAGAAAUUCUGCGUCUGAUCCAACUUGAACCUCAGAAAGUCAAGGAUCGGCUAAAAGAGAAGAAACAGUAA
Bombina bombina (fire-bellied toad) is the source of this 609-nucleotide messenger RNA. RefSeq names its product recoverin (gene RCVRN). The transcript is spliced from 3 exons. Bases 1 to 609 code for a protein of 202 amino acids. Gene Ontology annotation, molecular function: calcium ion binding. The record is from RefSeq and is a predicted model, not a curated record. Lineage: Eukaryota; Metazoa; Chordata; Amphibia; Anura; Bombinatoridae.